Molecule: messenger RNA, 2509 nt
Organism: Podarcis raffonei (Aeolian wall lizard)
Lineage: Eukaryota; Metazoa; Chordata; Lepidosauria; Squamata; Lacertidae
Gene: NAT16
Product: N-acetyltransferase 16 (putative)
Exons: 5
Coding region: 309-1280 (323 amino acids)
Molecular function (GO): acyltransferase activity, transferring groups other than amino-acyl groups
Source: RefSeq, a predicted model, not a curated record
GGAGGCGGAGGAGGGUUCUCCGCGCGCAGCCUGGGCGAAAAGGGACCGAGGAAGAAGAGGAGGAGGAGGAAGAAGACCCACCGACCCAGCCUCGGUUCCCGGCGUCCGCCCGGCUCCCCCUCUCUCCUUGCGCGCAGCAGCGCCUGGGUUGAGGCCAGAGGCUGCCAGAGCCAGGAGCACCGCCACCACCACCAGUACAACCAGUACCACCAGUUCCCCACCAGUGAGAGCAUCCCUGGGAGCAGAUCAGCCAAGUAACAACGACCCGUAAAGCAGAGCCGCACAAGUCUGUAGCCUCACGUGUAGACAUGAAGCUGGAGAGCCCCAGCGCCGACUCGCAGCUGGAGUUUGUGGUGGCCACCGAGAAGGAGUUUGAGGAGAUCCUGGCCAUGUCGAAGGGCAUCUACGGGGGGCUGGACUACCUCCCCAGCCGCUACCAUGCCUGGAUCCGGGAGCCCAACCGCACCGUCGUGCUGGCCAAGAAGAACGGAGCUGUGAUUGGGCUCCAGUCGGUCUACAUCAUUGACGCCGGGGAGACGGCUUUGGUGGAGGGGCUCCGCGUGGCCCCCUGGGAGCGAGGGAAAGGGGUGGCCGGGGUCCUCCAGCGCUUCUGCUCAGAGAUGGUCAAGGAGAAGCACCCCGAGGUCAAGGUGUCGCGCUUGACCCGGGACGACAAGCUGGGACCCAAAGACUUCAAGAAGUACCGUGUCAUCGCCAAACAGGGGAUCCUGCUGGUGCGCUUUGAUGCUCAAGAGCUCCUCUCCCGCCUUGACGCUGUGGUGUUGGCGCUGGCCGAGGCCGGCUUCUGCCCGGAGCCGUCCGAGCUCCUCCUGGAGAGCGAGGUCCCCGAGGUGGUCCUGCAGGAGUCCUUCCAGAGGGAGGUUCUGCCCAACCAGACCAUCAUCCAAGACUGGCAACCCUUCAAGGCUACCGCCGGCAACCUGGGCCUGCUGAUGAAGAAGGACCUCUGCUGGGUGGUCGACCAGAAGGCCCGCCCCACCGUGGCCACCCUCAGCACCCGGCCCUUCCCCAUCCCGCUGGGAGAGGACUGGUUCUACCUCAACAUCGACGCCUUCGGGCGCGACCUGGCGCACAUCAAGAGCCAGCUGCUCCACCACCUGCGCCUCCAGGUGCCGGCCGCCCAGCAGGGGAAGGUCAUGUGCCAGCUCUUCCUGGAGCCGGCCCUGUGGUUAGACAUGGCCACCUUCUGCCAAUCGGCCCUGGGCCUGGAGCUGGCCAAGGACUACACCGAACAGUACCUGCUGGAGUCCGACAUCUGAGGGGUUGGGGGAGGCCAAGGGGGCAGCGGCAGGGGGCUCAGGGGUGGGGGGAGAGGGAGGAGCGGCGGGGCCCCCUCCUCCCCUCCCUCUCCCCUCCCUCCCCCCUCCCUCCUCCAUCCCCCAACUCCCAUGCAACGCAGCACUUUCUGAGCCUUUUAACAUUUUAUCCUGGAAAUACUUGGUUACCCCGACCCAAACCCAGUGCCCCCCCACCUCCACCCCUGACGUAGAGGAUGAAACCCCAGUUCUCCCUCCCUUCCCUGGGCAGCAGUUAGCAAUGUGGGUGGUUUGGUCCGGGGAGAUGGAUGGGGCAGCAGCAGAGAAAAUGGGGGCGGGGGGCUUGGAGGAGGUUCUCGCCGGAGCGGCUGGCUGGUCCUUGGCAAAGCCUUGCCCACCCCGAGCAGCGGGCACCCAUGGGCGAGAGAGAGAGCAGGGGGCCUCUGCGGCUGCCUCUGUUUUGAGAUAAAUAAUCAAACAAUCCAGGUCUUAGCGCUGUGGGGAAACCAAGAGGAGUUUGGCCUAGAUUCCAUCUGCUCUUUGCAGCCCUCGGCUCUGAUGAUCAUGAGCCGCUGAGAUUCCACCUGGAACAGAUCCCAUCACUGCAAGCUCAUCUCUAGGUCCAUGAGGGCUAGAAACCUGGCUUUCUUUAAAACGGAGGCUGGGGUUCUCCUGGACGUUGUGGUGCAGCAGACACUUUUAAGGGAAGCCCAGAUGAGGUCCUGGGACCACCAGAGAGCCACUGGCUCCUCCCAGACUUUAGUGUGUGUUUUCGGGUGGGGGGCAGCGAUAGUCGCACAGCAAUAGCCCCUUUCACUUGUGCAGCCCCCCGUCCGCCCCCUUCCUCCCCCCCCAGCCAGGCGCUUAGCAACAGCUGACAUGGUGACGGAGGAGGCGCCCCCCUUGCAACGGUUGCCAUGGCAGCGGCUGAGGGAGCCUAGCAACGAGGCUGACGCACGGGGCGGUGCCUGGCAACGGUUGACGUGGCGAUGGAGGCCGGUGAUGUGAUGACUGAUGGCGGAAGGCAGCAAGGUCGCUGCGACCUCCCCGGCCCCUGCAGAAGGGACCUUGCGGGGCUUGGCGGACCCCCCCUGCCCCCUCCCCGUGAUCUUGCCUUGCACUCCCCCCAGCCCCCACCCCUUUCCCCCUAGCGCCGCUUUCAGACUGACUAACGUGCAAUAUUAGAUUCUUGUAAAUGGAGAUAUAUUUAUAAAUCUAUGGUGUGCAAAAUG